CAUGGCUGCAUGGUAGAAGCAUGCACAUUAGCAUCUGCCCUCGGGUGCAGUGUACAGGGUAGUGAGCAGACGAGAGUCUCGUGUCACUUGGUGGCGUCUCGACCGUCACAAAAAGCCCAUUCCUAAUGGCGUGUGACGCCUGCUACAGGCGCAAGGUCCGAUGUGACCUUGACAAUGGUCCGCCAUGUUUGGCAUGCCUCACUAUUGGCGCCGAAUGCAGCUUCCGGCUCGCUGAAGAGCACAAGGCCAGGCGCAGAGCCCGUAAGACCAAGCAACCCCCGAGAUCUUCUGCCAAUACCACACCGGCCACGACGUCCCGGCGGGCGACGUCGGUGUCUCUCCCUGCGGCCCAUGAAGGCUCACCAAGUCGUCAGGACCGAUUGGAGCGAUCAAGCCCACAAGAAAGAGGUGGAAACGCGCAACCGAUAGUGCCUACAGAAGCCGACAUGGUGGAAGACACACUGGCAAAGACCGCGCUAACACGGUUCUACCACCAUAGCGUCAACAAGUCCAAUUGGGAGAUAUUCCAUGAAAAGGGCGUUAUGCGUAUUGCGUAUGUGGGAAAUCCCAUAGCGAACCUGGCGCAGAUUGUCAAUGAAGAAGCAUACUUCAGUGGGAAUGAAAGUUCGACGUUGCAUCUGCCAUUCCCGGCAAUCCGGCCGACACUACCAUGGAAGCCAACAUCGAGCAUGCCCCAGGUCAAGUGGCAUUCUCAAUCUUUUGCCAGCGACAUCAGCUCUUUACCGUCUAAAGACGUUCGCGACGACCUUAUAGACUCGUUCUUUGAGAAGGUUCAUCCGGGAUUUCCAGUCGUGGACGAAUUUGCGUUCAGAAGUGCGUACAGUGAUCUCACAAACCCUCCUCCUCUUCUACUGUUCCAGGCAGUGUUACUGGCGGGUGCCCAUGUUAGUCAGCACCCGAAUAUUGUAUCAUCGAGGUCCUUUGUCAAAAUGGUUCUUUUCCGAAGAGCCAAAGCCCUAUUCGAUUUGCGGUAUGAGAACGAUCGAAUGCACAUGGUUCAGGCAGCUUUGCUCUUUACAUGGCAUUUCGAAGGGGCAGACGACGUAAGCUCAAACGCAUACUCUUGGGCAGGGAUUGCCUGUCGCACGGCCUUCGGCCUGGGCAUGCAUCGGAAUCUGUCCGCCGACGCGCCCAGCUUGAUGCCUGUCGAUGAUCGGAGGAUAUACAGGAGAAUCUGGUGGACAGUCUUCCAGACUGAAGUCCUCGCCAGCUUACACCAUGGGCGGCCUUCGAUGAUCGACCUGGAUGAGAUUGAUCAACCACCGCUGGAUGAGGACGAUCUUAUUGAGCAAGACGGGAAUCGAAAUGCUAAAGUCGACCUUGACUUUUGUGUACAGAACUCCAACUUGUGCACCAUCAUUCUCUCGAUAAUGAAGCUCUCGAGCCCUGGGGCCGUGCAGAGAUACCGUUCCGCGCCAGACCAGUUCACAAUCGCCCAAGGGAAUCUCGACCAACGGCUCGUUUCGUGGUAUCUGCAUCUUCCGGCCCACCUCACAAACACGUCGAAUCCUACAUUUUGGGCACUGCAGCUUCAAAUGCAUUACAACCUAGCACUGUUGAAACUACACCGGCUGUCACGAACGCUGUUCCCUACAAUGAAAGGCAUCCAAGAAACAAAUUCUUCAAGGACAUGUCAUAGAGCAGCCUCCUCCAUCUCAAAAAUCUUUGAUGGCAUUGUGUCAAUCGAUCGACUCGGCAGUUGCUGGAUCACUGGCCUUACUUCACUGUUGGCCAUAACUAUUCAAGUCAGCCACGAGGCACGGACUGCGGCCAAAGAUGGAGUGGCUGUCCUUGCCAUUCAAGCACAAAAUGACCUGGAGCGGAUUCUGCCCGUCAUAUCUGCAUUGUCUCAGUAUUGGUCCAGUGCCGAGGCAAUCCUACGGCUUUAUGAAGACUUGCUCAUACAGUUCAAGAGGCAGUCUAUGUUGUGGGCCGAUCCGCAGCCACUUACACAAUCCCCUGCAAACUCUCAGGGAGUACAUAGCGACCCUAAUUUUGUCUCUUGGGUCGAUGACAAUGAUAGCCUUGGAAGUGCAGGCGCCUUCGGAUCUGACUGGCAAGCUCUCUUCGGAGCAGGAUUGCCCUCGGAAGCGGCAGAGAUGACCUUUGACAGUCUUGACCAUUCAUCAUAUCUGUAAGACUUUUGAUUCCUUGGAAGCGAAUUCAUGUUGGCGCGCGUACGACUUGGAUACUGGCCUUGGUAACGGUCAAACUCCGCAUCCCCGCGACUGGACCACCUGAGUGCCAUUACCCAGCCCUUUUGUACUUCCAGAACUGCCGGCUUUUGCAAGGCCAAUCACGCAAGCCUUGAUGGACUCUAGACAAGUUACGUCUUACAGUCUACUGGUCCGGCUAUGAACCCAUGCCCCAUACCCCGCACUUUGCACAGGGGUCAAGGUCGGCA
This is a messenger RNA of Exophiala viscosa, 2425 nucleotides long. Its product is annotated as fungal-specific transcription factor domain-containing protein. NCBI's taxonomy places the organism in Eukaryota, Fungi, Ascomycota, Eurotiomycetes, Chaetothyriales, Herpotrichiellaceae. The record is from RefSeq and is a predicted model, not a curated record. Gene Ontology annotation, molecular function: DNA binding; DNA-binding transcription factor activity, RNA polymerase II-specific; zinc ion binding. The transcript has 2 exons. Bases 126 to 2159 code for a protein of 677 amino acids. Gene Ontology annotation, biological process: DNA-templated transcription; regulation of DNA-templated transcription.